Messenger RNA from Knipowitschia caucasica, 483 nucleotides. The record is from the annotation of a GenBank genome assembly. NCBI's taxonomy places the organism in Eukaryota, Metazoa, Chordata, Actinopteri, Gobiiformes, Gobiidae.
AUGGAGAUGGAAGGCUCUGGGCGUCAGAGAGGAUCAGGGGCCGCCUCGGGGCCUCUGUGCUUCUGGACCGUGGCUCGUACCAAACGGCAAACCCACCACAAGUGGCUCUUCCUCCUGAUGUCUCUGCAGAGAGCAGUUAUUGGGCGCAACGAUAACACCAAAAAACCCCAACGCUCGGCUCACGGCGGCCGGCCCCAAGUCCUCGGAGGGACCACAAGGGCCCUUAGAACAACACGAGACAGGACCCGACGCUGCCUUAAUGAUGGCCCACUGCGGCGCUCACAUCUGGCCGACAGAUGUACUUCUCGCUGCGUCUCUCUCACUCUCUCUUCUGCAGGGAAACAUGAGAGCAGGGCUAAUUCGCGCUGCAGCCUCCCACCCACCAGCGCGCAGCCGGACCACCCACAUUCGGAAACGCCUCGCAGUUCUCGGGGCAGAGACGGCAAACCGAAGCCGAGGGAGAGAGAUGUAAGGAUGGGUUAG